This is a messenger RNA of Gongylonema pulchrum, 234 nucleotides long. The record is from the annotation of a GenBank genome assembly. Lineage: Eukaryota; Metazoa; Nematoda; Chromadorea; Rhabditida; Gongylonematidae.
AUGUUCUAUAUUGAUCCACUUCGUUUUCAGGUACUGGAAAGCGGAUCACACUUCGAACUGCUAAAAAAGCCGCAUAGUCGUUAUGCGGAACUUUGGAGAUCGCAGCAUAAAUAUGCUGGUGGAGUGCCACCGAAAGUGUCGAAACCUAAGCAUGACGAGUUGUUGCUUGAGCUCCUGGACAAUCGUCUCGAUGAUGGCUGUUGCCGUUCCGGCGGCGGUGCGUGUAAACGCUAG